Molecule: messenger RNA, 2066 nt
Organism: Calidris pugnax (ruff)
Lineage: Eukaryota; Metazoa; Chordata; Aves; Charadriiformes; Scolopacidae
Gene: PRSS36
Product: protease, serine 36
Exons: 3
Coding region: 1-585 (194 amino acids)
Biological process (GO): proteolysis
Molecular function (GO): serine-type endopeptidase activity
Source: RefSeq, a predicted model, not a curated record
AUGGCUGGUGUGGGGACACCGGUGGUGGCCCCUGGUGACGGUGGUGUCCCCCCAGGUCCCCUGCCACCCCCCAAGACCCUGCAGCAGCUGGAGCUGCCCCUCCUCAGCCUGCGCCGCUGCCGCUGCCUCUACGCCCGGGGAGGGGACACGGUGGGGACACCCGCGGGGGACACGCUCUGCGCCGGGCUCCCCCAGGGACAGCGCGACGCCUGCCAGGGCGACUCGGGGGGCCCCCUGUCCUGCCGCUUGGGUGGCCGGUGGCUUCUUGGGGGGGUGGUGAGUUGGGGGGAGGCCUGUGGGCUCCCGGGGCGCCCCGGGGUCUACACGCGCCCGGCCGCCCACAUCUCCUGGAUCUUGGCCACCGUCCCCGAGGCCACCAUCACCCACCCCCCGCCGGCCACCACCACCCCCAAAGAGGAGGAGGAGGAAGGACCUUGCCCUGAAGAAGAAGGUGGUGGGACAGGACCUCCCCUCACUUGGCCCCGGCCGCUGCCACCCCAAGGUGCCCCCAACGGUGGCCACCGGGCUACUGGCCACCACCUGCUGCUGCUGCUGGGGGUCCUGCUGCCCCUCGGCCUCCGCUGAGACACCCCCCCAGAGCCAAAAAUGACUCACUGGACCCCAAAAAUGACUGAUGGGGCCCCAAAAAAUGACCCAUGGGGAGGGACACGCACACACACACCCCAAGUUGGAGCCCAAGGUGGGUGAUGGCACCCAAAAGCGGCUGGUGGCACCCCAAAAAUGACUCCCCCGCACCCCUGGAAUGGAUGGUGGCACCUCCCAAGGUUCCUGGCAGCCCAAGGGGGUCCAUGGCUCCCUCAAGGAGGAUGGUGGAACCCCAUCCCCACAUCUGGGAUGGACCACGGCACCCAAGAUGGUUGGUGGAACUCCAUCCCGACAUCCAGGAUGGACCACGGCACCCAAAAACGACUCAUCGCACCCCAACUCGGCACCCAGGAUGGACCACAGCACCCCAAGGAAGAUGAUGGAACCCCAUCCUGACAUCCAGGAUGGACCACGGCACCCAAGAUGGUUGGUGGAACCCCAUCUUGACAUCUAGGAUGGACCUCGGCACCCAAAAACGACUCGUUGCACCCCAACUUGGCACCCAGGAUGGACCACAGCACCCAAAACCAACUCAUGGCACUCACAACUUGUCACCCAAGAUGGUCCACGGCACCCCCAAGAGGGCUGGUGGCACCCAGGAUGGACCACAGCACCCAAGAUGGUUGGUGGAACCCCAUCUUGACAUCUAGGAUGGCCAAUGGCACCCAAAAACAACUCGUUGCACCCCAACUCAGCACCCAGGAUGGACCUUGGCACCCAGGAGGGCUGGUGGAACCCCAUCUCAACAACCAGGAUGGACCACGGCACCCAAGAUGUUUGGUGGAACCCCAUCUUGACAUCUAGGAUGGCCAAUGCCACCCAAAAACGACUCAUUGCACCCCAACUCGGCACCCAGGAUGGAUGACAGCACCCGAGAUGUUUGGUGGAACCCCAUCCCGACAACCAGGAUGGACCACGGCACCCAAGAUGGUUGGUGGAACCCCAUCCCGACAUCCAGGAUGGACCAUGGCACCCAAAACUGACUCGUUGCACCCCAACUCGGCACCCAGGAUGGACCACAGCACCCGAGAUGUUUGGUGGAACCCCAUCUUGACAUCGAGGAUGGACCACAGCACCCAAAAACGACUCAUUGCACCCCAACUCAUCACCCAGGAUGGACCACAGCACCCUGGAGGGCUGGUGGAACCCCAUCCUGACAUCCAGGAUGGACCACAGCACCCAAGAUGGUUGGUAGAACCCCAUCCCGACGUCCAGGAUGGACCUCAGCACCCAAAAACGACUCGUUGCACCCCAACUCGGCACCCAGGAUGGACCACAGCACCCGAGAUGUUUGGUGGAACCCCAUCCCGACGUCCCCAAUUGCCAAGAGCACCCAACACCGACUCAUGGGACCCCCAAAUUGCCACCCAGGAGGGUUUGUAGCACCCACCGCCACCUUGGGCCCCCCCAACUUGGCCCCACACACCCCCCAAUAAACCACGCAAGCGCCCUGUCACCUC